AUGGUAUCGGAUGGAGGUCCAGCAUUUAUUAGUAUGGGAUUUAAAAAUUUUUGUAUCAAAUUAAAUGCGAAUCAUAUAGUUGCACCACCGUACCAUCCUAGUUCGAAUGGACAGGCGGAAAGGAUGGUGGCGAUUGUUAAAAGUUGGUUAAUGAAAACUACAGAUAACCGAAGUGAAAUAUGGGUAUUGCAGUUGUAUUAUAAUAAUGCUAAAGGCAAAGAUGGUAAAUCGCCUGCGGAAAAAUUGUUAGGUCGAAAAAUAAAUAUGUUUUUAGAUAUGUUAAAACCUGGGGAAAUUGUGGAGAUACAGGAGAAGGAAAAUCAGGUGAAAUAUAUAGUGAAUCAAUUGGUUUGGGUUAGAAUGUAUGGAAAAGGGAAAAAAUGGGAAAAAGGCGCGGUGAUAGAGAAUUUGAUGAGUAAAUUAUGUUCAGUAGUAAUAAAAAAUAAAAGUGUAAUGAGGCAUUGUGAUCAAUUAAGAAAGAGGGGGAAAUAA
Molecule: messenger RNA, 492 nt
Organism: Gordionus sp. m RMFG-2023
Lineage: Eukaryota; Metazoa; Nematomorpha; Gordioida; Chordodea; Parachordodidae
Exons: 1
Coding region: 1-492 (163 amino acids)
Biological process (GO): DNA integration
Molecular function (GO): nucleic acid binding
Source: RefSeq, a predicted model, not a curated record